AUGUCAGCGGACAAUGUUCUUUUAGAACGUAUAUAUAACCUUAUUAUUGCUGAAUUGGGUGUGAAAAAAGAGGAUCUUCAAUUAAGUUCAAGAUUUGUUGAAGAUUUGGGAGCUGAUUCAUUGGAUGCUGUUGAAUUGUCUAUGAGAAUUGAAGAAGAGUUUGAGUAAGUCCCAAUGGUAUAAUCAAGUUGAAAUAAAUAUUUUCAGAAUUGAGAUUCCUGAUGAAGAUGCAGAACAAAUAAAAACUGUUCAAGAUAUCUACAAUUACGUUUCAACCCAUCGAAAAUAA
Messenger RNA from Caenorhabditis angaria, 289 nucleotides. The record is from the annotation of a GenBank genome assembly. Lineage: Eukaryota; Metazoa; Nematoda; Chromadorea; Rhabditida; Rhabditidae.